Molecule: messenger RNA, 1640 nt
Organism: Daucus carota subsp. sativus
Lineage: Eukaryota; Viridiplantae; Streptophyta; Magnoliopsida; Apiales; Apiaceae
Product: lipase
Exons: 11
Coding region: 222-1286 (354 amino acids)
Biological process (GO): lipid metabolic process
Source: RefSeq, a predicted model, not a curated record
AACCCCAACUCCCCUCAAUGAAUGCUCUCCACUGGCAUAAAGUAAAUUUCACUAUUAGUUAAAGAUAUAUACUGCCUUAAUCGGAAACAAUAUAAAUACAUCUGGCUCAUCUUUCCCUCCCUGCAAGUUGCUGCAUAUCACACCGCUCUUCGCCGUGAAAAUAUUUUCGCCGGAAAGUUGAUCGGACUGUGGCCGGAGUUAGUGAUUGUCUUUCACGAUUGAUGGAAAGAAGGAGAUUGUUGGCAUGCGUGAUCGUAAUUUGCUUAAUUUCACUUUGUGUUGCCCGAGAACUUAAUGUCAAGAGCAAGUAUGCUUUACCAGCAAUAUACAAUCACACGCUCGCGACAAUACUUGUGGAGUAUUCUUCUGCGGUAUACAUGUCAGACUUGACAGAACUAUUUACUUGGACAUGCGAAAGAUGUAAUGGCCUUACAAAGGGAUUUGAAAUGAUAGAGUUGAUUGUCGAUGUCCAGGCGUGCUUGCAGGCAUUUGUUGGGGUUGCAAAGGAUCUCGAUGCUAUUGUAAUUGCAUUUAGAGGCACUCAAGAAAGCAGUAUACAAAACUGGAUUGAAGAUCUAUAUUGGAAGCAGCUAGACUGUAAUUAUCCCGGCACCUCUGAUGCAAUGGUGCAUCAUGGAUUUUAUUCUGCUUACCACAACACAACUGUUCGCCCAGGAAUUUUAAGUGCUGUUAAAAGUGCAAGGGAGUUAUAUGGAGACCUCCAGAUCAUGGUCACAGGCCAUUCGAUGGGAGGGGCUAUGGCUGCUUUUUGUGGAUUGGAUCUUAGGGUCAAUUUUGGGGUUCACAAUGUUCAGGUUAUGACGUUUGGACAACCUCGUAUAGGCAAUGCAGCUUUUGCAACAUAUUACAGCAAACUUGUUCCCUUCACCACUCGGGUUACCAAUGAGCAUGAUAUGGUGCCUCAUUUGCCUCCCUAUUUUUAUUUAUUUCCUGGAAAAACUUACCACCACUUUCCAAGAGAGGUUUGGCUCCAUAACCUUGGAUUUGGAACUCUAGUUUACCAAAUUGAAACAGUUUGUGAUAGUUCUGGUGAAGACCCAACUUGUAGCAGGUCAGUUUCGGGGAAUAGUAUUGCAGACCACCUGACAUACUACGGCGUUGAGAUGGGAUGUGAUGCCGAGGUUGCUUGUAAAAUGGUGAUGCAUCCUGCCCUAGCGGCAUAUAGCAAGACAGAUGAAGCCGGAAAUUUUGUACUGUCCAGAGAUGGUGCGAUCUCUGUUUUGCGAAUCAAUAGAGAGUCGGAUGCUCAGAGUACUACGUCAUAACAAGAACAGCACAAGUCUUUUAGUACCUGGAGCAGCAUUGUCAUAUACGGGGAAUGCACAUAGAAUCACCAGAGGGCAGCAUAUUGAUACACAAACACCCAAGUCUAAACCAUUGUUGUAUCUUGUACAUAUAAAUAGUAUAGCACAUGUAAAUAAAAAGGCAUCAUAUAUGUUAUUCUCAAGAAUAUCAAUUUCUAGAGACGUGAAUAUAUAUUUUACACAAGUAAAGUGAUUCCAUGUUUGUUUAAGAAUUAACAAACGGAAAUAAGACAUAGAUUACUCAUGUAUAUUGUAAACUUCGAGCUGAUCUGGAUGCAUAAUCCAUUUGAAAUUCCAUCGAUCUAUGUUUUAUCA